AUGGCUGACACUGCUGUUAUGGAACCAAUUGGUAUUGCCAAUCUACCUAAUCAAAAAUACAAACUUGUUUCAAGUGAAGGUGCCACGUUCACCAUUAUGCUUGCCGGCGAAUCUGGGUUGGGUAAGACCACCUUCAUAAAUACCCUAUUUCAAACAAGUUUGAAGAAUCAUCAAGAACUACGUAAUCGGUUCAACAAGCCAAUUAAGAAAACAGUUGAAAUAGACAUAAUCAGAGCAGAAUUGGAGGAGAAGAAUUUCAAGUUAAACUUGAAUGUUAUUGAUACCCCGGGUUUUGGUGAUAAUGUUGAUAACAAGAAUUCAUGGAAUCCAAUCAUUGAAUUCAUUGACGAUCAGCAUCAUUCCUACAUGAAACAAGAGUCACAACCAAAGAGAUUGAAGAUCAAUGACUUGAGAGUCCAUGCAUGCUUAUACUUUAUCAGACCAACAGGCCAUACACUUAAACCCUUGGAUAUUGAAACAAUGAAGAAACUGGGUACAAGGGUCAACCUAAUUCCGAUUAUAUCCAAGGCCGACACUUUAACACCAAACGAGAUGCUAGAGUUCAAGAAGAGAAUUAGAGAAAUCAUUGAGGUGCAAGGCAUUAGGAUCUAUUCUCCACCAAUGGAAUUGGAUGAUCAAGCUGCAAGUGAGCAUGCAAAACAACUAAUUGAAUCGAUGCCUUUCUCUAUAAUUGGAUCUGAAGAGCAAUUUGAUAUCAAUGGAACAACAGUUAUUGGUAGGAAAUACCCGUGGGGUGUUGUUGAGGUUGAGAAUGAUCAACAUUGUGAUUUCCGUAAAUUAAGAAGUUUAUUAUUGAGAACCAACAUGUUGGAUUUGAUUCUAUCAACUAACGAGAUCCAUUACGAAGCCUUUAGAAGUAAGAUGAUAAACAGUGGUGAUGAUUAUGAAGAUCUAAAGAAGAGCAGCGAUAAAUUGGCUGAGAAGAUUACCAAUAACCCCCAAUUCCUCGAAGAAGAAAAGAAGUUGAAGAGGUAUUUUGCUGAACAAUUAAGAAAUGAGGAUCAAAGGUUUAAGCAAUGGAAACAGAACAUCUAUACUGAAAAAAACAGACUCAACCAUGAUCUCGCCCAAUUACAAGCGCAAAUGAAGAAACUCGAGGAGGAGGUUAGAGUUCUACAAGAGAAACGAUCCAAGUAA
This is a messenger RNA of Pichia kudriavzevii, 1158 nucleotides long. RefSeq lists its product as uncharacterized. Lineage: Eukaryota; Fungi; Ascomycota; Pichiomycetes; Pichiales; Pichiaceae. Gene Ontology annotation, cellular component: microtubule cytoskeleton; septin complex; cytosol. Gene Ontology annotation, biological process: cytoskeleton-dependent cytokinesis. Gene Ontology annotation, molecular function: GTP binding; molecular adaptor activity; GTPase activity. Bases 1 to 1158 code for a protein of 385 amino acids. The transcript has 2 exons. The record is from RefSeq and is a predicted model, not a curated record.